AUGGUUCCUCUGGGUCGCUGCUUUUCUGUACUGCAUCGUCAAGGUUUUCCAGAAGGCCGAUACCAUCAGCAUUCGCAUCUUGUCCGUCUUCUUUGGUAUCAUGUUUUUCUGUCUUCGGUAAGCCAUGGCCCACUCACUGCCUCCCUCCCUGUACAUGAGGAGGCAGCUAACAGCGACAGUGCCAUUUUCUUGCCCAUCAUGGUCGUUACCCUUCCGCUGCCCUCGCAGGUCGUCAAGUACUUUCCCCAGGACAUGGUCGACUUUUUGCAGUGGUUUGCUUUCUGGUCUUUCGCCGGUCUAUUGACCAUUCCCUGGCUGUUUUGCGUCUAUCAGCUUGUGACACACUCGGUCGGUCGGUCGCGCAGAAUCAAGUCGGUUCUCGACGAGGCCUCUGCACCAAAGGUUGUCAUCAUCAUGCCUUGCUACAAGGAAAUCCCCGAAAUUCUCCUUCGAACAUGCGACUCGUUGGUCGACUGCGAAUACCCUCCUUCUUGUCUGCACAUCUUUCUGUCCUUUGACGGAGACCAGGAGGAUGAAUUGUACCUGAACACGAUUGAGAAGCUCGGCGUUCCCCUUACCCUUGACUCCUACCCCAAAUCCAUUGAUGUCAUUUACCGUAGCUGUCGUAUCACCGUUUCUCGAUUUCCCCACGGCGGUAAACGCCACUGCCAGAAGCGGACCUUCAAGCUCAUCGACAAAAUCUACGCAGAGUACCUCAAGCGCAACGACAACCUUUUUGUCCUCUUCAUUGACUCGGAUUGUAUUCUGGACAAGACGUGCAUCCAGAACUUCAUGUACGAAAUGGAACUGAAGCCGGGUAGCAAGAAGAACAUGUUGGCGCAAACCGGUGUCAUCACCUCGACGACGGAAAAGAACUCGCUCAUCACUCUACUUCAGGACAUGGAAUACGUCCAUGGCCAACUGUUUGAGCGAUCCGUCGAAUCUGGCUGCGGCGCUGUCACUUGUUUGCCGGGUGCCUUGACCAUGCUCCGUUUCUCCGCUUUCCGCAAAAUGGCCAAGUAUUAUUUCGCCGACAAGGCUGAGCAGUGCGACGAUCUCUUCGAUUACGGAAAGUGUCAUCUGGGCGAAGAUCGCUGGCUUACUCAUUUGUUCAUGAUCGGCGCAAAGGAACGAUACCAGAUUCAGAUGAACACAGGAGCAUUCUGCAAGACGGAAGCUGUCCAGACGUACCGAUCGCUUCUGAAGCAGCGUCGCCGAUGGUUUUUGGGUUUCAUCACCAACGAAGUAUGCAUGUUGACAGACAUUCGUCUCUGGAAGCGCUACCCAAUUCUCCUCAUUGUUCGCUUCAUGCAAAACACCAUCCGUACCACUGCCCUCCUCUUCUUCAUCUUGGUCAUCUCGUUGAUUACGACUUCCCAAAAGGUUGCCAACCUCCCCGUCGGUUUCAUCGCCAUCUCCCUCGGGCUUAAUUGGCUUCUCAUGCUCUACUUUGGCGCCAAGCUCGGUCGUUACAAGAUCAUGUUGUACCCGCUCAUGUUCAUCGUGAACCCCUUCUUCAACUGGGUCUACAUGGUCUAUGGUAUCUUCACUGCCGGACAGCGUACUUGGGGUGGUCCGCGUGCCGAUGCUGGGUCGGCUGACACCAACAAGACACCCCAAGAGGCCAUUGAGCAUGCAGAAGCCACGGGAGACGAUCUCAACGUCGUGCCAGAGACUUUCAAGGCUGCCGCUGAGGCUAACAAGCACCGCCCGGCCGCCAUUCCCCUCCAGCCCUCGGACAAUAUCGAUGGACGCUUCGCUCCCGCCGAGAGGCUACCCAACGGCUGGUACCAACAGGGCAACGACUCUGGUCUCACGCUACCCAACACGAUGCCUCGCAACCCCAAUGUUCCCAAUAUUCCUCUACAUCCUCGCUCUUCCAUGGACUCGUUUGUCUCGGGCACGUCUGCAAACAACUCCAUUUACCUGCCACGCCGUGUCGAGAGUUUCAUGGACCCAGAGGAUGCUCGUAUCUACCACAAGCAACAACAGACUCAGAAGCCUGCCGGUGGAGCCUACUUUGAGGAAUCGCGACAGCCCGGACCUUAUGAGAUCAGCCAGGGCUCUGGAAAGUCUCCUUACCAGGAGUCUGUCGACUCACUACAGUCUGACGACUCGGUGUACAUGUCCAAGGGUCCUCAAAGGCCUUCGCAGCAGCGCAUGAACAGCGGCGAAAACCUGUCUGCAACCCGAACCCCUACUCAGAACUCACCUCUCUCCACCGAGUACGGCAACAGCCCACUGGAAGCGCCCAAGCAAGCGUACAGCCGAACCAACAGCGGCGGUGACCAACGCAGUGGACGCAGUCCCCUUGCUCGUCAAAGCUACAUCAGGACCGCACCUGGCGAGAACAUUGAGCUGCAAGCAGCCCAACAGGGCAGUUUAAUGCGCGAUGUCUCCCCUGCGCCACUGGGACAAAACCAGCCCUUGAGCCACGAGCGAAGUGAAUCGACCGACUCGAAGAAGCGCAACAGGCUUAGCAAGGCACCGCCUUCCAGCCGCAAAUGA
This is a messenger RNA of Plenodomus lingam JN3, 2508 nucleotides long. NCBI's taxonomy places the organism in Eukaryota, Fungi, Ascomycota, Dothideomycetes, Pleosporales, Leptosphaeriaceae. The record is from RefSeq and is a predicted model, not a curated record.